AUGGCUUGGAGAGGCUGCUACAGGCUGGAGCUCCAGCUGCGAAGGUGCCUUGGGCGCAAACAGGCAUGGGGGCGCCGAGGGAUUGCCUCCUGCAUUGAUCCUUCGGUGGGUUUGACAGAGGAGCAGAAAGAAUUCCAAAGAGUUGCCUUUGAUUUUGCUGCCAAGGAGUUGGCCCCUCAUAUGGCCGAAUGGGAUGAAAAGGAAAUAUUCCCGGUGGAAACUUUGAGGAAAGCAUCCCGGCUAGGGUUUGGUGGGAUCUAUGUGCGGCCAGAUGUGGGGGGCUCGGGAUUGUCCCGGCUGGAUACCUCCAUCAUCUUCGAGGCCCUGUCAACAGGAUGUGUCAGCACCACAGCCUAUAUCAGUAUCCACAACAUGUGCGCCUGGAUGAUUGACACCUUUGGGAACGAAGAACAGAGGCACAAGUUUUGCCCCUCACUUUGCAACAUGGAGAAGCUUGCUUCUUACUGCCUGACCGAGCCAGGUGAGACAGAUGGGACCACACAUGGCAGCUUCCUUCCCUCCCAGGUUUGCUGUUGGUUGCGGAGGGGGGAUUCCUGAAUGGUAACUUUCUCUCAAUUCUCCGACUAGGCUUUCAUCAGUGGCGGGGGCGAUACAGAUGUGUACGUGGUCAUGUGCCGUACAGGAGGGCCCGGUGCCAAAGGCAUCUCCUGUUUGGUGCUGGAGAAAGGAAUCCCCGGGCUGAGUUUUGGAAAGAAGGAGAGGAAGGUGGGCUGGAACUCCCAGCCGACCCGGGCCGUGAUAUUUGAGGACUGUGCCGUUCCGGUGGCCAACCGACUGGGAGAGGAAGGGCAGGGCUUCAACAUUGCCAUGCGGGGGCUGAACGGAGGGAGGGUUAACAUUGCUUCGUGUUCGUUGGGCGCUGCCCAUGCCUGCGUCCUCCUGGCUCGGGAUCACCUCAAUGUCCGCAAGCAAUUUGGGGAAGUGCUAGCAAGCAGUCAGUACCUCCAGUUCCGGCUGGCUGAGAUGGCGACGCAGCUGGUGGCAGCACGGCUGAUGGUGCGGAACGCGGCUCGGGCCCUGCAGGAGAACCGGGAGGACGCCGUGGCUCUGUGCUCCAUGGCCAAGCUCUUUGCCACGGACGAGUGCUUUGCGAUCUGCAACCAAGCCCUGCAGAUGCACGGUGGCUACGGGUACCUGAAGGACUACGCCGUGCAGCAGUUUGUGCGAGACAUCCGAGUGCACCAGAUUUUGGAAGGUACCAACGAGGUGAUGAGAAUGAUUGUGGCCCGAAGUCUGUUACAGGCAUAGAACUGAGAGCUGGUCUCUUCAUUCUGUCCACACUCCAACAACUACGGAGCUGUCUGUUGCUUUGGCAGCUGUUGCUUGAAACGCACACUAUUUCUGUACCAAGCAGUGCCACGCUGCGUUGCAGCAAUUGCAGGGGGGGGAGAGACAAGCGCCCCCUAGAUAUAAAUGGAACCUUUUGUCCUUGAAGUCCCAACUCUGAGCCAUCUGCUGAUAUUCUUUGGAAAGGAACAUCACUGCUUAGAAUCGGCCAGCCUGUAUCCUUGUUGGUACUGUCGUCUCGGUUUCCUGGCCUGUUAAUGGGCAUGAACACCAGGGCAAACCCCUAUGGAUUCUGUGCAGGAUGGAAGGCAAGAAUAUCUUCCUGUUCAAUUCACAUUUCCCAGAGAUGGCAAUUUCCCCCACCAAAGGCCAUAUGAAGCCAUAGAUGCCUCUUGAAGCUCUGCCUCUUUAACUGGACACAGCUCCUGUUUUAGGUCAAGCAGCGGGGAAAGGAGGUGGAUUUCAUUUCUUGGCCGUCAGUAAUCCCUCCACACUGUCUCUUCAUUGAAACCACUGAUCUUUUCCACCAUCCAAUGGCGUGCUUGUUCUUCUUAUCGUCGGUGUCCGUUGAUCCUACCAAAAGACGAGAAACAGUCACCUGGCAUCCCACAGGCCGGCAGUGCGACCCUUUUCUAGGGGACCAGCAAGGAAAAUAUGUGGAUCAGUUUGUUUUUCAAGGUUGGAAUCA
Messenger RNA from Gekko japonicus, 1996 nucleotides. RefSeq names its product acyl-CoA dehydrogenase family member 8 (gene ACAD8). Gene Ontology annotation, biological process: lipid metabolic process. Gene Ontology annotation, molecular function: acyl-CoA dehydrogenase activity; flavin adenine dinucleotide binding. The transcript has 10 exons. The record is from RefSeq and is a predicted model, not a curated record. NCBI's taxonomy places the organism in Eukaryota, Metazoa, Chordata, Lepidosauria, Squamata, Gekkonidae.